ACCUCCUCCAGCACCAACAACAACAACCACCAAAGAGACAAUCCACACUUCGAAAUGCGACGAUAGCGACAUUGACAUAAUCCGGAAGUUUGGUCAAUUUAGAGGAUUCGGACAAGAUGGUUGUCCAACAACAUAUCCUGAACUGGCUCUACAGCGUGUUGACCAGUGAAUAUCACGAUGUCAACCGCACAUACAACGAUGUAGCCCAAGUGCUCUCCCACUACCCAUCGCUCUCUCCGCGAACCGAUGUACACACCUUCCCCAACGGCGCAUCCGCCCUCCUCGUCCACCUGUCGGGAACACUCCCCGUCGUCUUUCGCGGCACCACAUACCGUUUCCCAAUCUCACUAUGGGUUCCCCACGCCUAUCCUCGAGAUGCCCCCUUGGUCUACGUGACCCCGACCGAGAACAUCAUGGUCCGGCCCGGCCAACACGUUGAUCCCCAGGGUCAGGUCUAUCAUCCCUACCUUGCCGGCUGGUCGACGUAUUGGAACAAGUCCACCAUUCUCGACUUCCUGGCUAUCCUGCGGGAUGUUUUUGCCAAAGAGCCUCCAGUCAUUGCCCGUCAACCUCCUCAGGGGCAGGUCCGGUCCCCUCCACCCCAGCAGCAGCAACAGCCACAGCCACCACAAGCGCCAGCAGCACCUACACCACCACCAGUACCACCACUUCCCCAAGAACUGGCCGCGAGGUCACCGGUUCCAGUACGAUCUCCGGUUCAACAAGAUGCGGCAAGGCCUCCGCCUCCACCACCGAAGCCCGGCGCCCCUGCUGCUGGUCCCAUACCGCAUCAGCCCUCUCCGGCACCAUCUUACGCCGCCGCUCCUCCGCUGCCUCCCCAUCCCCCACAUCCCGGCAGACCUACGAGCCAAUACGGCGGUCCUGGAGCACCCGUGACACAAUCCCCCAGACCAGGUGCCUCUCGCUACGAUGCUCCUCCGCCUCUACCUCCUCACCCGACAGCACAACAACAGCAGCAGCCUGGCGCGCCAUACCAAUCACCUCCUCUGGGGCCCGCCCCCCUUCCACAUAACCAGGCACCACCACAACCUCCAUUCUCUCCCAUGGAUCCACGAAGGAUGUCCACCCUCCAACAACACCCCCCGCAACACUACAACUCCCCUCCACCACCACCCACCUGGCAGCAACAACAGCACCCACCUCAAGCCUUACCACCACCACAACAACAACAACAACACCACCUCCCACCACAACCACAACCCAAGCCCCCUUCUCCCCCAGACCUCCUAGACGACGACGGCCCCGCCUCCCCUCCCUCCUCAACCCCCGGCGCCGGCGCCAACACAACAACCACCGCACAAACUCCCGGCGCACCGCCCCCUCCCCCUCCUCCCAACCCCGAAAAAGACGCCCUGCUCCACCAGCUAGCGACCACCCUCCACACCCACCGGCACCACGCCCGCGCUCAAAACGACUCCUCCCUCGCCGGCCUGCAGGCCCAGCGGGCAGCCAUGAACCAAGCAGCCAACACUUUACAAGCCGAGUACGCCCAGCUUUCGCAGCUAUCUGCACUUUUGAAUUCCAACACUGCGAUUCUACAAGAGAGUUUGAGGAAAGCGGAUAGUGUGAUUGAGAAUUCCAAAACACUAAAAGAGCCGGAUAUUGAUGAACUGCUGGUUGCGCCGACGGUGGUGGGCAACCAGCUUUAUGAGCUGGUGGCGGAGGAGAGGGCGUUGGCGGAUGCGAUAUUUAUGCUGGGACGGGCGGUGGAGAGGGGGAGGAUUGCGCCGGGGACGCAUGCGAAGAUGGUGAGAGGCUUGGCGAGGGAGUGGUAUUUGAAGAAGGCUUUGGUGAAGAAGAUUGGGGAUGGGAUGGGGUUGAGUCAGUAACAGUGAAGAUGAUGGAAGACAAGGUAGAGUAACGAUGUAGAUGAAUGGACGAUCAUGACCAACAAAC
Neurospora tetraspora is the source of this 1917-nucleotide messenger RNA. Its product is annotated as UEV domain-containing protein. Gene Ontology annotation, cellular component: ESCRT I complex. Lineage: Eukaryota; Fungi; Ascomycota; Sordariomycetes; Sordariales; Sordariaceae. The record is from RefSeq and is a predicted model, not a curated record. The transcript has 3 exons. Gene Ontology annotation, biological process: protein modification process; endosome to lysosome transport; protein transport. Bases 117 to 1850 code for a protein of 577 amino acids. Gene Ontology annotation, molecular function: ubiquitin binding.